This is a messenger RNA of Sesamum indicum (sesame), 2793 nucleotides long. RefSeq names its product putative 1-deoxy-D-xylulose-5-phosphate synthase, chloroplastic. Gene Ontology annotation, biological process: terpenoid biosynthetic process; chlorophyll biosynthetic process. Gene Ontology annotation, cellular component: chloroplast. Lineage: Eukaryota; Viridiplantae; Streptophyta; Magnoliopsida; Lamiales; Pedaliaceae. The record is from RefSeq and is a predicted model, not a curated record. Gene Ontology annotation, molecular function: 1-deoxy-D-xylulose-5-phosphate synthase activity.
GUGCUCAUCAAACAGGGAGAGAGGAUACUAUCUAACUAUGCUGUCAAUUGUGAAUGCCCCAUCAAGCAAAAUUAGCAAAUGAAGAGAAUCGAUCCCGCAAUUCUUUGAUUCUUCAAGAAUUCUUGAAUUUGCUCUUUAACUCUUCACAGUUUUUUGUUUCUUGGUCUUAUCACAGCCACACACACACAUAUACAGAGUGGCAUUUCACAUUGGCUUUUUGUUUGAGAACUCAAAUGAGAACAGCCCACCUCAGAACAAUAUAGAAAGAAAAGGCAGAGAGAAUCAAACCCUCCAUUUCUUUGCAUGAACUUACAGUAAAGUUGAAUUCUUUUCGGGGAAAGAAGAGUGACGUUGGUAUAUGUCUCGGUAAUCUGUACUCUUUAUUUGGCUUCUUGAAGUUCUGGUGUUGUUGAACUACACACACACACACACAUAUACAGCAAUACAUAUAUCGAUGGCUCUCUGCACAUUUGCCGUUCCUGGGAAUUUGAGCAGCGGAGUAGUGGGUGCAGAUGCUAAAAAACAGACCAGUUUAGGCUCUCAGUGGCUACGUGGGUCGGAUCUACAGCCUCACUCUUUCUCCAAGAAUAAUCAGAUAAGGAAAAGGUCAACUGGAGUUUGUGCAUCAUUGACAGAAAGAGGGGAGUAUUUUUCGCAGAAGCCUCCAACUCCUCUCUUGGACACUAUCAACUAUCCAAUUCAUAUGAAGAAUCUCUCCACAAAGGAACUGAAACAACUUGCUGAUGAAUUGCGAUCCGAUGUUAUCUUCAAUGUCUCCAAGACUGGGGGUCAUCUUGGUUCAAGCCUCGGCGUUAUUGAGCUAACCGUGGCUCUUCAUUAUGUUUUCAAUGCUCCCCAAGAUAGAAUACUCUGGGAUGUUGGCCACCAGUCUUAUCCACAUAAAAUUUUGACUGGAAGAAGAGACAAGAUGGCAACUUUACGACAGACAGAUGGUCUUUCUGGUUUUACUAAGCGAUCUGAGAGUGACUAUGAUUGCUUUGGUGCUGGUCACAGUUCUACAACUAUCUCUGCAGGAUUAGGAAUGGCUGUGGGGAGAGAUCUCAAAGGAAGAAAGAAUAACGUCGUGGCUGUUAUAGGUGAUGGUGCUAUGACAGCAGGUCAGGCAUAUGAAGCAAUGAACAAUGCCGGCUACCUGGACUCUGAUAUGAUUGUUAUUCUUAAUGACAACAAGCAAGUUUCUUUACCCACUGCUAAUCUAGAUGGUCCAAUUCCUCCUGUUGGAGCCUUGAGUAGUGCGUUGAGCAGGUUGCAGUCCAAUCGGCCACUCAGAGAAUUAAGAGAAGUUGCUAAGGGAGUUACUAAGCAGAUUGGAGGGCCGAUGCAUGAGCUUGCAGCAAAAGUGGAUGAAUAUGCUCGAGGGAUGAUAAGUGGUUCAGGAUCAACACUUUUUGAAGAGCUAGGACUUUAUUAUAUUGGUCCAGUUGAUGGCCACAAUAUUGAUGAUCUUACAGCAAUUCUUAAAGAAGUCAAGAGUACUAAAACAACAGGUCCCGUGUUGAUCCACGUUGUGACUGAGAAAGGCAGAGGAUAUCCAUAUGCUGAAAAAGCUGCAGACAAAUACCAUGGCGUAACCAAGUUUGAUCCCGCAACAGGAAAGCAAUUUAAAUCCAAUGCCCCAACUCAGUCUUACACAACUUACUUCGCUGAGGCUUUGAUAGCAGAAGCCGAAGCAGACAAGGAUAUCGUUGCAAUCCAUGCUGCAAUGGGAGGUGGAACGGGUUUGAACCUUUUCCAACGCCGUUUUCCAACAAGGUGUUUUGAUGUUGGGAUAGCAGAACAGCAUGCUGUAACUUUUGCCGCAGGUUUGGCAUGUGAAGGCAUCAAACCUUUUUGUGCAAUCUACUCAUCUUUCAUGCAAAGAGCUUAUGAUCAGGUAGUGCAUGAUGUUGAUUUGCAGAAGCUGCCAGUGAGGUUUGCAAUGGAUAGAGCGGGCUUAGUUGGAGCAGAUGGUCCAACACAUUGUGGUGCGUUCGAUGUUACUUUUAUGGCAUGCCUUCCGAACAUGGUGGUGAUGGCUCCUUCAGAUGAAGCUGAACUAUUUCACAUGGUUGCUACUGCUGCUGCUAUAGACGACCGGCCAAGCUGUUUCCGUUAUCCAAGAGGCAAUGGGAUAGGCAUGGAGCUUCCACCGGGAAACAAAGGCAUUCCCCUUGAGAUUGGGAAGGGUCGUAUACUGAAGGAAGGGGAGAGGGUGGCUCUCUUGGGCUAUGGAACAGCUGUUCAGAGCUGUCUGGCCGCUGCUGCCUUGGUAGAGCCCCAUGGUUUACGUUUGACAGUAGCUGAUGCUCGCUUUUGCAAGCCACUAGAUCAGGCACUUAUACGCAGCUUGGCCAAAUCACAUGAGGUCUUAAUCACCGUGGAAGAAGGGUCUAUUGGUGGUUUUGGAUCUCAUGUAGCUCAUUUUAUGGCCCUGGAUGGGCUUCUUGAUGGAAAGUUAAAGUGGAGGCCACUGGUUCUUCCUGAUCGGUACAUUGACCAUGGAUCCCCAGCUGAUCAACUGAUGCAAGCAGGAUUGUCGCCUUCUCAUAUCGCCGCAACAGUUUUUAAUAUACUUGGACAAGCUAGGGAAGCUCUACAGAUUAUGUCCUAGAUGCUAGAAAUUUUGUACAAAGUUAUGUACUCAAAAACUUGCCUUCCAUUAUGGACUGUAAAAUUUAGUCUUAGAUUGAGCUCUGAUUAUAAUCAGGUUGCAGCUCUAGUAUAUCAAAGUAUUGACGACCCUCAGUAAUGAUAAUACAAAGAUGGCAUGAUUUGCAUAAGGCCCUAGGCAAA